AGCAGAAUGUAAACAGAGCUCAGGUGCUAGCUAGCUGCUGUCCACGGUAACGAGUUCUCAUAUCGGUGCUGUCGCCGCUGAAUCGCACAAAGUCAUGAAUCCACGAUAGACUCCCUGUUUUCCUGAGAUGACAGUCUGACACCGAGGCGUCGUUCACCGUCUGUCGUGGUUCGGUCUAAUUCCCGAUCCAUAUGCUUUCACCAUGACCAAAGACAUUGUUGUCGGAGAUGAAUUACCAGACUGGGUGGGGGCGAAGGAGUUUUACCAGAAGUAUGACCCCAAAGAGGUGAUUGGAAGGGGUGUGAGCAGUGUGGUGCGCAGGUGUGUGCACAGACACACGGGUCAGGAGCUGGCAGUGAAGAUCAUCGAGAUCACGGCCGAGAAGAUGACGGUGCAGCAGCUGGAGGAGGUGAAGGCCUCGACGCUGAAGGAGAUCCAAGUGCUCAACAUGGUGAAGGGACACUCCUCCAUCAUCACUCUCAUUGAUUCCUAUGAGUCUGUAACCUUCAUCUUCUUGGUGUUUGACCUCAUGAGACGAGGGGAGCUGUUCGACUACCUCACAGAAAAAGUGACUUUAAGUGAGAAGGAAACCAGGAGCAUGAUGCGAGCUCUGCUGGAGGCCGUGCAGUACCUCCACUCCCUCAACAUUGUGCACCGGGAUCUGAAACCUGAGAACGUCCUCCUGGAUGAUCAGGGUCACAUCAAACUGUCCGACUUUGGUUUCUCAGUGCAGCUAGAACCUGGGGAGAAGCUCAGAGAACUUUGUGGGACACCUGGUUAUUUGGCACCUGAAAUCCUGAAAUGCUCCAUGGAUGAACUGCACCAAGGCUACGGCCAGGAGGUCGACCUCUGGGCGUGUGGAGUCAUCCUCUUCACCUUACUGGCCGGCUCGCCGCCGUUCUGGCACCGCAAACAGAUGCUGAUGCUGAGGAUGAUCAUGGAGGGUCGAUAUCAGUUCAGCUCCCCUGAGUGGGACGACCGGUCUGACACUGUGAAAGAUCUGAUAUCCAGGCUGUUGGUGGUAGACCCAACUGUCCGUCUGACUGCAGAGCAAGCCUUAGCACAUCCCUUCUUCAGACAGUACCAGAGGGAGGAUGUGCGGCUCUUCAGUCCCAGAAAGACAUUUAGGGUGUUCAUAGUGACCGUGCUUGCCUGCAUCAGAAUGUACAGCCGCUACCGGAGGGCUCGGCCGCUGACCCGGGAGGUGCUGGCCAGAGAUCCUUACUCCCUUCGCGGCGUCCGCAAGCUGAUCGACGGCUGCGCCUUCCGCAUCUACGGUCACUGGGUGAAGAAAGGGGAGCAGCAGAACCGAGCGGCCCUCUUCCAGAACACGGCCAAGAUCAUGCUGCUGGGUCUGGAGGACUUUGAAACAUAGAAGGUCAACCUCAUUCCUCAACACUUUGAUUUUUUUAUUUAACCGCUCGCAUGUUGCUGUCGUCGGUGUUAGUCUUUGUCCAGUGACUGUUUAAUUUUAAGGUGAGGAAUUCAGGGACCGUUCGUGUGCCUCGUUGUGUGCCGUGACUCUGCAAGUUCAAGAUAAGCAAAUAUUCCUUAUCUGUGUUUUGAUCCAAGGUUGUGGCUGUUUAAAACUCAUCCUGUCAGCUCAUCCUGUUUGCAGUGCACUUUGCAGUAGAGGACACGUUGCACAAUCUCAUCGUAUAAGUACAUAAUGUAUAUUUAGGAUUUUACCUGUUGAUCGUCUGUCCUAACUGAGGAGAGGAUGCAUUUCUAAGCACCGCGAGGGUGAAGUGGAACACAAAGCACUGUGAUUAGUUAUUUAAUACUUGACAUACUGUAUUAAAGCUCAGAUUUACAGAUAUUCCAGUGUUACAGAUCAGCACUGAGGGACAUGUGUGAAACGUUUUGAGAAUCCUGUAGCUGUCAUGCAUGCAAACAUUCCUCUAAUAGGAAGCCCGCUCACACUAAGUGUGAAGACGAUCUGUGACUAUUCCUUACUAAUCCUACCCAGCAGCAUUCCCGACUCGGUUCAGUCUAAUGAGACGCACUUUUCGUGAAAGUGUGCGCUUGAGAAAUGUACAGUAAUUGUACAAAUGGAGAUAUACAUCGUACUGUAUAUGCAGAAAAAGGUUUUAUUGACAAUAAAAACUAAUGUUUGGUUUGUCUUA
Messenger RNA from Stegastes partitus (bicolor damselfish), 2126 nucleotides. RefSeq names its product phosphorylase kinase, gamma 2 (testis) (gene phkg2). The transcript has 10 exons. Gene Ontology annotation, biological process: glycogen metabolic process; protein phosphorylation. Lineage: Eukaryota; Metazoa; Chordata; Actinopteri; Pomacentridae. The record is from RefSeq and is a predicted model, not a curated record. The coding region runs from base 203 to 1375 and encodes 390 amino acids. Gene Ontology annotation, cellular component: phosphorylase kinase complex. Gene Ontology annotation, molecular function: ATP binding; calmodulin binding; phosphorylase kinase activity.